UCGAGGGAGCUAUUUGAAUAGGUAGAUUGCUAGACAGAUCGGUUGACAGACAGACAGACAAAAGGAAAGACAGACAGAGAGACGAUUAUGGGUAACGGCGCAAGAGCUCAGCAGAAGCGGGAUCGUAAUGCAAAGGACGCCAAGAAGGGCCCUUCCUCGCAGCUCAAGGUGAACCAGGCGGCAUGUAACGUAAAGUGCACCGUCUGUAUGCAGACUUUCCUGCAGACUGUCAGGGAACCAGCACUCAAGGAGCACGCAGAGAACAAGCACAGCAAGACCAUCCAGGACUGUUUCCCUGGAUUUGCCGUUGCCGCUUGAGCCUCUCCUCUCUCUCGCAUACACACACACACACACAGCUCCUCUCU
Messenger RNA from Microstroma glucosiphilum, 365 nucleotides. Its product is annotated as DUF1909-domain-containing protein. The transcript has 4 exons. The coding region runs from base 88 to 318 and encodes 76 amino acids. NCBI's taxonomy places the organism in Eukaryota, Fungi, Basidiomycota, Exobasidiomycetes, Microstromatales, Microstromataceae. The record is from RefSeq and is a predicted model, not a curated record.